AAAGAAGCAGCAGAAGAAGAAAAAAAGAAAAACAAACAAGCGGAAGCGGUAGUUACAAUCUGAAUGUGAAAUGUUCGGCAAAUAUAAACCUGUGAAACUUAGGAGGUUUAAAGGAGACACAAAGUACGGACUUGCGGCAAAAGAUGUAAAGGAGUUGCUUCAGAAAGGUUGUAAGCUAUUACAGGUGCGUCUUCCUGGGGCACAUGUUUGUUUGUAUUCUGAUGGGACAAAAGUAACGGAGAAAUUUUUCUCGACUUUACCAGACAACACUGAACUUGUCCUUCUCUCCGAAGAUCAGACAUGGAGUGGAGCCGUUUGUGACAUCGGUCAGUUACUGAGCACAGACCGGUACAGUGAGGACCUCAUUAAAGCAGCAAGAGGCUUUCUCCAUGAUGAGAAUUCUCCGAAGAGGCGGAAAAUACUGACUGACCUGCUGCUGAACCUGGAUGACAGGUCCGAGCUGGAGAGCAGAGAGGAAGAUGAAGACUGGUUCCAAGGCAUCGAUGCCCGAUUCAAGACAAAAUCUGCCUACAUGAAGUUCAACUGUGAGAGCCGGAUACGAGGCUACAUUAAAGAGGUGGAAAUGGCCUCUAAAUCCAUACAAAAAGCUAAAGUGAGGGCAGAGUUUGAAAAAACAUCAAAGUGCCUGGCAGAAAUGCUGAAAACAGCCAAGUACAACGGCUGCUACUUUGACAGGACUGAAAAGGAGCCUGAUCGUCUCUGUACUCAGGAAGGAUGGUUUACGUGUCAGGGAUCAUUUGACCAGAAUAUGUGUAAGUCUCUCCACUCCAUCAACCCCUACGGCAGCCGGGAGAGCAGGAUCGUCUUCAGCACAUGGAACCUGGACCACAGGAUAGAAAAGAAGAGGACAAUAGUUCCCACACUGCUGGAUGCCCUGGAGAACCACAAGAGCAUUGAAAUCAACCUAAGCUACUUCUAUGGCCUGCUGUUCACCAGGGAGAACCUGAAGCUGGUUCACAUCGUGUGCCACAAGAAAGGAGCACACAACCUGUCGUGCAACAACAAGCAGAUAUUCAGAAAAGCCAGUGAAAUUCAAAAAGGAAAUGAGAAGGCCAAAGGGAAGAGGAGGCGCUUAUUGUGAACAUUUUUAAAUAACCUUUUAUUCAAAUGUGAAAUUUGUAUGAUAAAAUGUAUUGCACAAGGGAAUUUUAAGAAUAAUUACCUCAGUGAUUUAGUUUCAGCUGAUAUUGUAUUAUGAUCAUAAGAAGCUUUUUUGUUUUGGAUCUCUUGAUGUUCUCUUGAUGUUGCAGAGCUUUAAUCUUUAAUAUUACACAUCAUGCAAUUCCCAAUUACAACCAAUAAGUGCUCUUAAAAUACUCUUACUCUGACAUUUCCUUUUGUAUGUGUUCAGUUCAAACAAUUUCAAUUUUAGUAUUAUUUUCUGAGUUGUGUAGAUUUAUGAGUAAGUACAGUUGCAGUGAUCUGAGGAUGUUCGUGUCAGGAGACGGUCUCUGGUGGAACAGAGGAUUUAAGGUUCAGGAUGGUUUAAGGACGCGGACACCAACACUUCUUUGACAUCUGCCACAAUUUUGCUCAUUUAUUAAUAAAGAUUUCAAAUGAACUUUACCAGAGAAUGGGCCUGAAGGGGGAUAUUCGUCUGAAGGAAAUGUUUGUAUUAGGUUAAAACUGUUCAAUAUGCACUGGAGGGAAGAUCAUGUGUACAUGAUAAAUAUGUUUUCUUAAUCUGAACAAACAGUGUCUGUGAUGUAAAACAAGCUUAAAUCUAAAAGGAACAAGAUACAAAUACAUAAUAAUAUCAUAAUGAAGCUCUUGUCUCCAGAUACUGUCCAAAAGAAGAAAACGAUAAGAAAAAAAAGAUAAGGACUGAAUAAUGAAAAUAUCUCAAAUCUAGCCUGUGUCACUUUAAUUUCAAAACGUCCCAGCAUUUUUAUUUAUAUCAGAACCAGCCAGUGUAAAAACAGAGGAAAAUGGCCUUUAUAUGUAGGUUAAUAGGAAUAAAAGGAGUGAGAAAACAUUAAAUAGGAGUCAUUAGACAUGCAGCUGAACUGGUGGGUUUGUUUCCCUGACAAGACAAAGUGAAUUUAAAGCUUGGGUGAGUACGUGUCAGGUCUAAUGUGAUUUUAAUUCCAGUUGUGUGUGACUUGGCUAAAUUAGUGAGCACAGACUAGCAGACCAUCACACGUCUGCCUCAUUAAACUCAGGAGGCAACUCCUGUCUUAUGGCGUCUAAAAUACUGACUGACCUGCUGAAUCUGAAGGACAGGGAGGGAUGAAGACUGUCUGGGUAACUCCUGCACAGACACUGUCCCAUCUUGUCUGAUUAAUCAAUGCACAUGAUCAUCACAGAAGUAAAGAACCAGUUAUAUGUUUAAACAUGUCAUUAAAAAUGUAACUUCUGUGUGGAUGUUUCACAUUACUCUGACUUUCUGCUG
This is a messenger RNA of Betta splendens (Siamese fighting fish), 2413 nucleotides long. RefSeq names its product DNA fragmentation factor, beta polypeptide (caspase-activated DNase) (gene dffb). The coding region runs from base 71 to 1102 and encodes 343 amino acids. NCBI's taxonomy places the organism in Eukaryota, Metazoa, Chordata, Actinopteri, Anabantiformes, Osphronemidae. The transcript is spliced from 7 exons. The record is from RefSeq and is a predicted model, not a curated record. Gene Ontology annotation, cellular component: cytoplasm; nucleus. Gene Ontology annotation, molecular function: DNA endonuclease activity. Gene Ontology annotation, biological process: apoptotic process; apoptotic DNA fragmentation.